GAAGAUCCCUGAAUGAUAGAGCCAUGGUCAGGACUUUGUGGGCCAAACGUGGCCUUUUUCUUGAAUAAAAAUAAGAAUAAACUGCGUGUCACAAAAAUGACGCUUGCUUUGUAGUUUCCCGCCACACAAGAAGUCCCUUAAAUCGAGAACCUCGCCGACACGAGCUUUAAUCUUCAAUUCCCUUUCGGCGAUGACGGCCAAGCGAAAGGUCUCAGAUCCAGGCAACUUAUUCCGAUCCCUUGCUUCAGCUAUUGCUUCCGCUCAGGUUUCUAAGCUGCCAAUCUUCAAACGUCUUUUGUUCACUUUGAGUCAUUUAUCAUUUGCUCAACCAGUAAAUUGGGAGACUUGUGACGUUGCCUCACGAUUUUGGAAUAUCAAGCUCAGUGGAGAGCAAGUGGAAUUGAUCAGUUUCGAGGAUGUUUGUAACCUCUCUGAUGUUUUGUUCACGGAGCUGGAUAGAAUUUUCGAAAGCCUACACUCUACUUUAUUCAAACAGAACGGUGAAACUUGUCCCACAUUUGCAAUUUCAGAAGAACGUAUUGAAUUAGCCGUUCUGUUCUUAAGAUGUUGUAUGAAGAUCAUGACUUUACUUUUGCCCAAACAAGAGCUGGUUCUAGAGAAAGCUAAAACUCUUCUCUCGAUCCUCAGUCGAUUGAUCCAUGCAACGAAUGGGGAUUGUUCUUUUGUAAUCGCUCAUGAUGGAUCUUUAGAUCCCCGCCAUGCAUUCCUUUGGAGAGGGCUUGAGGCUUUCAUGGAUGAGAUAUUGGUGAAUAAGUCAAUUCGAGAUCUGCUUUUCCUAGUCGAUUCUGCAUUCUCCUCGUGUAGACUGUUCAGUAAGCAUGAUAGGGCCGGUGUGGUGGAAAUGGUUUCUGCACAUUUUAUCAUCUCAACUUCUGAUGAGAAGAUGAUAAGCAUGUGUGUUGAUAGAUUAUGCUGGACGCAAGCUAAUGCGUUUACAACUCCUCAGAUAAGCUUGUGUGCUGCUUUAUCCUUGCUACAAAACCCGGUGAUUUCCUCUGCACCAAGAAUGAUUCAUGCCUAUGUGGUUUUAUUGGUUUCUGAAGCCAUCGGUAUAUGUUCACCUCCAUGUGUUAAGGGAUCAGACCUUCAGCUUAUUGAUCGCUAUAUUGACGCAUUUGAAAAGUCUGUUGUUUUGUACACAUGGAACAUACGUAAGGGUGAGAAUGGUCCAUCUGGGAAGUUUGGUAACUCUCGGGUGGCUUUUAAACACCUUCUUUUGCCCUCGACACUGGAAAAGGUUAAUCACCUCACAGUGAAGCUAAAGGAGUCAUGGGGUGCAUAUCAAAGCAACAAUGCCAAGAGAGAAAAUAGUGAGUUGGUAGCGUAUUCUGUUGCAUACGCAAAGGCCAGCAGCUUAUGUGUAUUUGAUAGCUCCUGCUCAGAAAAUAUGCUGUCGCAGACCUUAUCAAUUCUUGGUUCCAUGAUACUUAGAGCUAGUUCUGAUGAUGUCAUGGACUCUGUGUUGCAAAAAUACAACGCAUCUAGUAUGGAAGAUCUAUAUUUGCUUGCAUCUACACUGAAGUUGAUGAGUUAUUCGAUGUUGCAAGUCAUCCGGGUUCUCAGGAAUUGCAACUGGCGUCAAUCUGAAGCUGAAGGAGAUGUUAGAGCUUGCAAGGAAUACAAAGCCAUGAUGGAUGUUGUUCAACGUUUUGAACAGUUCAGUGUUCAUUUGCCCGGUCAAAGUUUCAUGCGCGGUAGAAUGGAGUCUCAUCCUAACAAACAUGUGAAAUCUAAGUGGAUGAUUAUGCAUUUUUCAGGCUUGCUGUCUGUAAGCUCUGCACUCAAGCUUGACUUUCUAAUGAAGAACUCCAUUUUUGGAAUGGUGGUAUCUCUGUAUUUAUUUAUCCUAGAAGGGGGUGACAUGGAAGAACUUAGGGAUUCAGUCUGUCACUCAGAAAGGCCGUCAUCUUCCAUACCAUCCAGUGGUUCUAAAGACUUGGAAGCUUCUGGUAAAGCUGAGGAGACAGCAGUAGAUAGGAAACUGAGCGGGGCAGUUGCUUUGAAGUUUCAAAAAAGCCGAACUUUGUACUUGGGGAAGAUGUCUGAAGCUAAAGAUCCAGAGAAUUGUUCGGAUUCAGGAGUUGCUGUUGAAGAGGAAACAUGCAAUGGGGAGAGAUUUCUGUGGUGUAUGGCCGGAAAAAGCAACCUGCUUAGAAGCGACGUGGAGGAGUUGGCAGAUUUCAUCGCGUGUGAGCCCGGUAAGGAUUACGCCGAUUGGCUAAAAGGGAGAGAACGGUUUCGGAAUCAACGGUGGAAGUCGGACAAGAUUGCUCUCCAAAGGUGGAAGAAGAAGCAAAAAGCUUGGAGAGAGAACAAAAGGAAGAGUAGUUAAAAACAUAGUAUAGAUGUAUGUUUUAUUAAAAGAGUGAAGAUCCCAAGAGUUAAUUAUGCAAUAUCUCAUGAUCACAAGUUACAGUGUCCACUUAUUAUUUUAUUAGUCAUGAUAAUCUUUCGU
Molecule: messenger RNA, 2476 nt
Organism: Eutrema salsugineum
Lineage: Eukaryota; Viridiplantae; Streptophyta; Magnoliopsida; Brassicales; Brassicaceae
Exons: 5
Coding region: 191-2353 (720 amino acids)
Source: RefSeq, a predicted model, not a curated record